UCGUCGCGCGUCCUCCGUGCCUUCCCCGCGUUCAACUCCUACCUCCAUGGGCCUUCUUCUUCGCUCCUUUUCGCUCGUUCGCCACGUGAUUUAGCGGGUUACGUCUAACCGUUCUCGACCUUCCGUCUGUCGGAUCUACGUUCUUGAUAACCUGGACACCACUGAGAGAGAGAGUUCACCGAUCCGACCAGUCCGUUCGGCUCGUGCCUGUUCGGUAGCCAACCAACGUUCAGCCGAACUUCCAACGGAUUCAUUGCGUCCGAUCUUGUGGCGCAAGUUUUUCUUACCUGACGGUUUGUUAGUGACUCGACAAUGCUCCGUGAGUGAUCCGCUAGCGAGCUGCGAGCUUCUUACGUAGCAGUUGGUGUCGGCUUGAUGGAGACUGUCAUUCGAACGAGUUUCUUCUCACCCUAGUGUAUACCGAUUUUGUCGCUCGCUAAUCGUCACACCGCUAUCUAGAUCGUGUAAUACAUUUUCAUCCGUCUCCUCCGAAGUGUUUCAAUUUUAACUGAUAACCGAACGAACGGAAUACAUACGCACAGGUUUCAUGUGGAUAAAUGGUGUAUUCUGAAGUGUUUCAAUUUGUGUUGAUAAGUGAAUUAACCGAACCACCCGUGAACGUGUUAUUAAAAAGGAAAUUUGACGUGUUAGCCUUGCGUGUUUCUUAGUCAAUCAAUCACGCGUCACUUUAUUCAUAUUAGCACGAAAGUAUGUUGAACUUUAAUUUGCAUAAGUAAUGGAAGCACGUUGGGAUAUCUUUUAUCCUUUACUGUUAACGUACGAUAGUUUUCAACAAUUUCUUUGAUGUUUGCUAAUUGAUCGAUGAGUGUAUUUUUGGGGAUGGAAAAUUCAACUAGCAUCGAUCAAACGGUAUCAGAAGCACUGCUAAUGAAAAUGUCUGAAAUUAUACCGCUCGUUAAACGCAUCGAUCUUUUGAUGCGGCAGAAAUCCGAUAAUUAGAAAUUAACGUCAUCUUCUGGUUGAUGCACGCCUGUUCGUACAGGUGACAUUCCAUUUGCACGUGUACCGAUGAUUUAACGACGGUUGACCUAGAAAUGUGAUAGCCCUGAACGUAAUGAUGAACACUCGACCUUGAGAAUUUAACAGUUUCACCUCUUCGAAAGUGUUCUCUUCGUAUCUCGUUUCACUUCAAGGUGUAAUUUCUAGAAAUUUCAAUAUAUUCCCAAAAAAUGUCGUUCAGUGGUAUUUUAUAUUUAAAUAUAAAAUAGUUAUUUAAACUGAAACUUUCAGAAAAUUAGACGAGUUAAAAUUAAUGUUCAUAUUUUUUUAUUUCGAAUAAUAUUUUAUACAAGGCUGAUAUUUUCUUGUUACUACUUCAGUUAUGGAAACGAAACCAGUUUAAGUUGCUAGAUACAGCGGGAUGGAAGUAAACAAUUCUUUUCUUCUAUACACCUCGGCAUACCUAAUGCUGUUGUCGAAACGGAUUUGUGAUUGUGUACUUAACUUCAGUCAGUAUGUUGUAUACUGCCGCGGAGUAAAGACGUAUCGCGUGCCACUCGUUAUACAUAUUUACAUUCUAUUUCUUAACAAGUUAAAUUAUCCGCAGAAUUAUUAAUUAUCGAUUAUAGUCAUAGUGACAGUAAUUAACAACCAAUAUUUCUUCUUAAUUUAACAUCAUUUGUUAUUAAUUUUGAAAUAAUAAUAAACAGUGUAGUAAGGUGAAUAUUAUAGGUUAUGUCCUAUAACAAUUUGUCGUGACAGUCAUUUUUACAGAAAAUUAAUAUUGAUAAAGCGUGAUUGAUUGAUAAAUUACUUUUAAUAAUAUCAGUUUCGCGUAUUUAUUAGAAAUUGUGGUAAUUUUGAGUGCUCUCGUACGUUUUGUUUAAAUCUAACAUCGGAGGGGCGAAUGAAGCGUCUGUUAAAAGUAUCCUGCACAAGAAGGAUAUUCAGUGAAACAGUAAUUUGAAAUAUUGUUAGAAAUAGUGUAAAAAGCUAAAAGUUCGAUAAAGUGAUAUAAUGACGUGCUACGUGUAAGGAAAAAGCCGUCAAGCGUGCAUUCUCUUUGCGAUUAACGUGGCCAACGUUUUUGUGAAACAUACCGGAAACAGUGACGACCAGAUGGGAAGUGAUGUCUACCUAUUAUGGCAGAACCGUUCUCGAAGAGAUUCGUCACAGCUGAGUACAUGGGUUCGUUUCCUGUGGCAAUUCCCGACAUUGCCAGUCGAGCUGAGUACGUACGCUCCCAGUUGGAGACCCUCAGAUACAGUGAUCGGUCUACGCCCGUUCUCCUGAUAGUGUCGCUCGCGGGUAUCAAAGUAUGCAGCCCAGAUGGAAAAUGCGUGCAAAUGGCGCACGCGUUGAGGCGCAUCUCGUACGCAACCUGUGAACCUCAACACGCUCAAUUCAGCUUCCUCGCUCGAGAGCCUAGAGCCCACUUCAGCAUACAAUAUUGCCAUUCUUUCAUCACCGAAUCUGCAGAACAGGCGGAGGAGCUAAACACCAUCGUUGGCAAUGCUUUUCGUAUGGCAUACGUGGCGCAACUUCAGCGUCAACCGAUUCUUCAAGAUGUGAUCUCACCUCAAUCGUCGCCACCCUACCGCAAGGACAAACAAGAGAAUCGAUCUUCGUGGAACAAAUCGUUGGCUGGCGACAGUUCGAUUGCCGGCGCGGAAAGCAUUUGCAGGAAUUCAUCUUCGAAUUCGUGGUUAAAAAGUCGGACGUCGCCCACGUCCAGAAGUGGAAGCGGCUCGUCUGCGGCGGACAUGAACGUGCAGCUCGGCAGUGCCGGCUCGCCCACGCUGCGACUCGCCAGCGUGAAGGCACCGACUUCGAUCCCCGGUCUACGGCCGACGCACAAUUUUACGAACGUGCUCGGUCCAAUAACGAACGAGGACGAGCCGAAGAGUAUCUCUCAGCAAAGCACGCCAAGCAGCGAUGAGAGCAACUCGCCAACGGAACUAAACUCGUACAAGAGACUAACGGACAAGCCGCCUCUGAUAAAGCGGCUGGCGAUGGGUUUGACAGGUGGACGUGAUGUUCUUGGACUGAACGGUGAGGAUGACAGCUGCCCCCUCGUCAGUGGUAGCAGCACACCGACGAGCCCAUCGAACAGGCCGCAUUCUGGGGGCUAUAUAAACGAGGCGAUCAUUGACUCGGAGGGUACGAGGUCAGCCUACAAUAAGAUACCCCCGUCCGAGAGCCUGGAUAACACCAUCAACGCUUCAAUUACCGCGAAAAACUUAAAUAUUGAAAAUAACAGGAUAGGGCAUAAUUCUCCUAGCUCGGGGACGGAAACAGAAUUUAAAUCAAAGAGAAGAUCUCAGAUUAGUACUUCGAGCAGUUCGGUACCAGCUGACGGAAGUACUCACGGAUCGACACCAACCCCUCCGCCCCUUCCCGAGAGAACGGAUAGCCUAAAUAAUCGCAGCGAAGAAGCGGAAUUGCGCAAAGCUCCCUGGUUUCAAGCUGGAAUACCAAGGGAAAUAACGUUGGAGGUGUUGAGCCAAGAACCGGAAGGAGCGUUCAUGGUGCGGGAGAGUACCAGUAAACCCGGAUGUUAUGCCCUUUCGCUUCGAGUGCCGCGCGAAUUUCAACCAAGCGGAAUAGCCCAUUAUCUUAUAAUGCGUACGAACAAAGGCUACAAAAUUAAGGGCUUCACGAAGGAAUUCACAACCCUAACCGCUUUAAUUACCCACCACUCGGUGAUGCCGGAAUUACUGCCGUGUCCAUUGUCAUUAAGCCGAUACAAUCCUAGCUUUGUGAAAAGCGACUCCAACAAAGACUUCGCAGACAUCGAUUCGGAUCCCGAUUACAAUACCUUAGCCGACUUCCGUAAAAUGAUGGCUGACCUGAAUGUCUAGAAUGAAGUUCGCAAUCAAAUCGGGGGGAAAAAAAAACGAUCAAUACAUUCACCGAUGCUCUUUGAAAACGAGCAACUAAAACAAAUUCGUUUCAAGGAACGACGAGUAAUUGAAAUACGUACUUUGAUCGUGCACCAAAUCGACGUAAUACGAUUUUAUAGAAGAGAACCUUCAUCACCUUGAAUUACCAUGACAUUUCACGCGAAUCGUGCUCGUCGGUUAACUAAGGAAUUUUCUUUGCUAAUUGAUGCCGAGUGAAAAAUACCGUACGUUCAGGCGGUGAUACGUAUUCGUAAGUCAUUGAUAGGUGUAAGGAACGUAGCAUAAGUAACUUAAUGAAUCGCCACUAUUAACGGAAAGAAGAGCGAAUCAAAAAGUCGGAGGACGCGCAGCAGGGAAGCCUAUUCCAUAUUAGUAUAUCAAUUCACAGAGUUUGCGUUGAACAGCCGGUAACUUAGUACGAAUUUAGCUGAAUCGAAUUGAUAAUCAUUUGCAAACUCUCAAUCCGUUGCAUCGACACAUUUUAACGCCAGCUCUGUGAUCGAUACAAUUGUUCGCAGCAUUUUUCACGAACCAUAGUAGCGUUUCGAUCGAAUGAAAGUUAUUACAAGAACGAAAUAUUAUAUAUUUUUCAACGAUAUCACAAAUGUCUCUUGACUGAUUUUCGUUCGGAACAAACAUACAUUCAAUUUGACGUUUUUCAUUUAAAGGUGAAAGUUUGCGAACGUUACUUAGAAGUUAUGCUGUAUCUCGAAAUUAAACCGUGAAACAUUGCUAGAAAAAUUUAGUCUACUAGUUUAUAAUUUUCAGUAACUUAAAUACAAUACUUUCCAUUGUAAUCAAUUAAUUUCUUGGCGACUUUUUCAAAAUUCCACCGUUCUCGAUUCACGCCCGCUAAAUAGUGCUUUACAAAAUUAAUGUAAAUGUGUUUAUAUGUAUAUAAAUUAUAAUUAUUGUUAUACAAUACUACUUAUAUUUAAUUACACGAGAUCGACGGCAGCGUUAGGGAGAACUGCAGCCACGAAACUCUAACCGGACACGGAGGCGGAGGUGGAUUCCAUGGAACUUAUUAUAAUGAUAAGACGAAGAAAUGUAACCUUGCAGUGGUAAUUUAAUUACACGACUAAACUAGUCUUGUACAGAGUUUAUGUGAGCAUAGUAAAUAUUAAAAAAGAAAAGAAACGAAUCGAAUAAAAAACUAAAAUGUAUGAUCGUGUGUGUGUAUUAACAGAUGUUGAUGAACAAAAUCGGAAAACUUUGUGCCGUUUUUAUAUACCCAAGAAUAUAAAAGGUUUAAACAAAUGCUUUUUGAACGAUAUGGACACAUUGAAUCAGAUUUAACGAACGGCAUAAUACCGUCGAUUUAUCCUACAAAGCAUAGAUGAGACAGCUGGUGAUCAAUAAAUAAUAAAAUAGUAAUAUUUUAAUAAGAAGUUUACGCACGUUCGAAUAUCUGGUAUUAAAUUCAACAGACAACACUCUAUAUCAUAUUAAGAUUUAUAUAUUUAAAAGAAAAAGAAUCAGAUAAACGUGUUUUGCAUUGAUUUAUUUAAACCGAAAUCAACCGGAAGUGUAAUAUUUACCAUGUAAGCUUCAGAAGUGUAGAUGAAACGAAGAUGCGAUAACUUAAAUCGCUCAUUAACAGGGAAUAAAAUUUGCUAUAAUUUCAAUAAUUUACGAACAUUCAAUGUACUUCGACAUCAGAAGCGAGGUACAGGAUUAAUUUUUAUAUCAUCAAAUUGAUUGACGUCUGAUAAGGUAAUUACGCAAAGAAACUAAGUGGAAAUUAAUAAAUCAUUGUAAGCUACUCUAAGCGAGACAUUAAUCACUGCUUGAAAUUUGUAACGUUUUACGAAUCAUUAUAGCAAUGCGUUGUAUAAUUUCAAUAAAAUUAUUUAUUACAAUAAACAGUGAACGAAAUAGUGUAAUUUAAUCUGUCAUACACAUUGGCAUGUAUAAAAUAUUAUCCACCUUUGAAAAUGUUAUAUGACAUUAAAUCAUCAUCAAUAAAUUUAAAUAAAAUUUUCCCAUC
Molecule: messenger RNA, 5853 nt
Organism: Osmia bicornis bicornis
Lineage: Eukaryota; Metazoa; Arthropoda; Insecta; Hymenoptera; Megachilidae
Product: tensin-1-like
Exons: 10
Coding region: 2103-3821 (572 amino acids)
Source: RefSeq, a predicted model, not a curated record